UAACAAAAAGAGAGAGAGAGAGUCGGGUUGGCGCUUGAUAUCGGCCCGAAUCGCGCGAACCGAUAAGCAACAUUCGCAGCGACAGCAGCGGCGGGCAACGUCAGCGCUCAAUCAGUUAACGAGCGAGCGGGCGCUCGUACGAACGGCACACCAAAACCACCACCAACAAAAAACACAAAAACUGAAGAGCUGGAGCCCACGAUAGCCGUCCGCUGUCGCUGCUGGGUCGUUCGAUUAGCGACGUGGUGAGCUUAUGUACAUAUGUAAGCGUUAUUUAUGUACAGAAACAGAGACAGAAAUUCGUGCAAAAUUCGUGAGAUCUGCUAAAAUGCCAGCAGCCACAGAGACAGCGUAAGAGACAAAAGCCAUGGCUCAGCUCGAGAAUGUGGGCCAAGGUCAGCAUGCCGUUAUCGGGCCACUGCUCGCCUCCGCCAUGCUGCUUGUGGGCCUGCUCUUCGCGCUGCUCGGCAUUAAGCUGUGGGGCUUUCGGCGUCGCCUGACCUUCGAUCGCAGCGGCGGCUCAACCAGAUCAUCAGGGACACAGCCACAACAGCCGCCGCCACGAUAUGCAGCCCAGGAGUCACAGGUAAACGGCACAGACAAUGCAGUCCACGGUGUGUUCCGGCAGCGCAAUCUCGAGGAAUUCGAAAGCUCAUGGCCUUCAACGACUGCCUCAGCGGGCAACAGCUACCUGACGGGCAGUGUGCCAAACCUUCGCAUGUACUCCCCAGCUCCAGUCACGCCCCAGGAGCGCAGCUUGGGAGCGGCCAGCGAGGUGUCGCAUCGAGCACCACCACAAGCGCAGCGCCGUCACCGCAGGGAGGUGAUCAGCGCCCACUCUGAUAGCUAUGCAGCGCCACCCACUCGCACGCCACCGCCUCCACCCACUCGCAUGCCUCCCGCUCCACCCACACAGACGCUGCCAGCUGCCAGCGAAGGGUUGCCAGCGAGAGAUCUUUCAGUCGCUGUGGUUCCUGAGCCGCCCAGCGAACUGGGAAUGCCCAACUUUGAUCACUUUGCGGAAAAGUACGCACUCAUAAGCGUGCAGCCAACGCCAGAAGCCGCCAAGACAACGCAGCUGAGGAGCAAGGACAGUGGGCGUUAUGUCAAGUUCGAUCCCGUCGAUGAUGUGCCAGAGCUGCUGACACCCGACGAUGACCCAGGCGGCAACUCCUCUCUCUCUGUGACGGCUGUGGUGCAUCGCGGUGCUCCAUCCAACGAUGAGCAGGAGUCAGAAGUGGCUUCCAGUAGUCAGGGAGCCGGGGAACAGUCCGCGGACUCGGCUUUCGUUGUGGCAGUCUUAGCCGGCAGUCCGGAGGCCACAACGCCACCCCAGGCACCGCUUUCACGUAAUCUUUUCGACGAUUUGGAGCUGCCGAAUGGCGAACAGGAUCCGGAGUUUGUGCGCAUUCGUUCCUCGUUUGUGAUGAACGAGGCAGACAUCUUGGACUUGGAUCCACGGCAGCUGCCUGCGGCUGGCAGUCCGCCUGGCUUUGGCAAGAGCAUCGACGAGGACUGGGAGAACUGGGAGAACCUCGACGCUGUCGCUGCAAUGCCCGAGCCCAACUGGGCGCUGCAUCCCAGCGCCCUGGAGCAAGUGCCGCCAGUGGAGACCACACUCAGCGAAGCCACUCUUGAGCUGGACAACGUGGAGCAGCUGCCACCAGUGGAGACUACUCUGAGUGAAGCAACUCUGUCGCUGAACAACGUCGAGCAGGUGGAGGGACUAUUCCAUGAGCUAGAGCUAAUGGAGCCAGCUACGGAAAGGCAGCCAGAAUCCCCACCAGCGCUGCCACCGCCCUACGACCCUGGCACACUCCUUCUGCCUGACUACGAGUCCCUCAUGCAGCUGGAGAGCACGCGGGGCAGCCAAACCCUGCCCAAAUACAAUGAAGUCGUGAGCCACGAUCGAUUUGUGAGCAGCAUAGAGGAUUUGUAUGCCGAACUGGAACCGAAUGGAGCUUCAGGGACGAACGUUGCUGCAGCGCCAACAAAUGGAAUUGACAAUUUCGAGGAUCUGUGCCAGGAAUUGGCUGUGGAGGAGGCACCACGAGCAGUUCCCCAGCCUGCUCCGCGCUCCACCAAAACCAGCACAUUGAAUGUACGUGGCGAUGCGGCUCCCUUGGCUUGCUACCAACCCGAAGAGCUGCCCGGCUCCAGUUCCAGCGAGGGCGAGACACCGAAGCCGGCACAGCGCAAUCCACGUGCGCUCAAGGUACGCUUCGAUGUGGACAACUUGCAGUACUACCAGUCCGCCGAAUUGGUUACAUCCUCGAGUGCAGAGUCUGAGGAGGAUAAUCCUCCACCUCCGCCACCUCGACCCACGCUGCGCUCAACCAUAUUCGAACCGGAGUCUGGGCAGAGCACUGUGCCCAGCCUGUUCGGUGCUCAGGUAACGCAGAGCGACAGCAGCGACGACGAUGACGCCUUCAGCCGUGCCAUCAGCCAGCAUCGCACCAUGACAGCAGCACUACGCACAAUGCACAACGAUACGGAUGCCUAGGAUCCCCGAUCUCUAGCUGCCCGUCUAUUUCCUUAGCAAAUACAGUAUUUUUAUGUGUAAAUGAUUGCCUGCUGGCCCUGGCUCUAGCUCUGGCUCUGGCUAUGAUCCAAUUACGAGUACGAGUACGAUUAUGUACAAUACAUUUCAAAGAUAAGUUGCCAUAUAAUGUUGACUCCACGAGUAUAU
Molecule: messenger RNA, 2689 nt
Organism: Drosophila subobscura
Lineage: Eukaryota; Metazoa; Arthropoda; Insecta; Diptera; Drosophilidae
Exons: 4
Coding region: 368-2503 (711 amino acids)
Source: RefSeq, a predicted model, not a curated record